AUGUUAUUUGUUCAAGCCAUGUAAAAUGCUUUAUCAUCUCCAAAACACUAUUAAUAACAAGAGAAAUUUAUUAAAAAGAAUAAGACUUAAAAGGAGCAAAUAGAUGGAUCAAAAUUGGCAUUACUGUUACAAUUAGAAGCUAUUUUUCAUGAAAGAAUUUAUAGUUUGGAACAUAUUACAAAAACUGUAGAAAUCUAUUGUUACCUUGUUGAGUAAUUUGACUCAGACCAAUAGAGCUUAAAAGAUUAUUUCUUAGAAAAAAUCUAAUUUCUAUUGAGCAGACCAGAAACCAUUAAGUUAAUGAUGGAAGAUAAUGAAGAAUCAACUGCUAUUUAAAAUAGAUUUACCUCUAUUGCUUGUGGUCAAAAUUUGGAUCAGUUAAAGUUCGAAGAGGAAACCAGAUUUAAUAGACCUUUUCUUUAAUAAAACUUAGACUCAAACUCUAAAAUGAGAUUUAGUGUUUUUAAAAAACAUUAAGCAAAGGAGAGAGAAAUCUGUAUGGAAGUUUAAGAAAGACAACACGAUUAAAAGAUUGAUGUUAACUCUCUUUUAUAAUAGUACGAUCAAAUUUCAAAGGAGUAUGAUGAAGCAAUUAAGAAAUAAUUAAAUGACCAAAAUAUAGCAUUAAAUCUUAGAAUGGCUAACAGGAAAAAUAAUAAGGCUAGUAAGAGAAAGUCUAAUUCUUAAGAAAACUAGAGACAAACAGUAGUAAAUCCACUUAGAACUACGUUAUCUAAAUGGAAACUUAUAUCAGAAAUUCAAGAAAGUGCUAACUUUUGGAGGCAAUCAAUAAAUAAAAUGAAGAAAUGA
Paramecium tetraurelia is the source of this 810-nucleotide messenger RNA. RefSeq lists its product as uncharacterized. The record is from RefSeq and is a predicted model, not a curated record. NCBI's taxonomy places the organism in Eukaryota, Ciliophora, Oligohymenophorea, Peniculida, Parameciidae. The transcript has a single exon.